CAGAGUCUUGGAAAUUCACAGAGAGAAUAUGAAAAGCAGGUUGUCCUGUAUAGUAUCCGCAACCAGUUACGAUAUAGAAAUAAUUUAGUUAAACAUGUCAAGAAAGAUGAGCGUAAAUACUAUGAGGAGCUCCUGAAAUACAGCCGCGACCAUCUGCUGCUGUACCCCUACCACCUGUCGGACAUCAUGGUGAAGGGCCUGAGGGUAACGCCCUUCUCCUACUACACCGGGAUCAUGGAGGACAUUAUGAACAGUGAGAAAAGUUAUGAUUCAUUGCCCAAUUUUACUGCUGCUGACUGUCUAAGGCUUCUUGGCAUAGGAAGAAACCAGUAUAUUGAUCUCAUGAAUCAAUGUAGGUCAUCAAAAAAGUUUUUCAGAAGGAAAACAGCCCGUGAUCUUCUGCCAGUGAAGCCAGUGGAAAUUGCCAUUGAGGCCUGGUGGGUGGUGCAGGCUGGCUAUAUCACUGAGGAUGACAUCAAGAUAUGCACUUUACCUGAGAAAUGUGCUAUUGAUAAGAUCAUCGAUUCAGGCCCUCAACUCUCUGGAUCACUAGAUUAUCAUGUAGUACAUAGUAAGUGGUUUAUAUAACAAAGGAUUUAUUUAUCUGGAUGUACCAAUAUCUGAUGACAGUUGUAUAGCAGUUCCCCCUCUUGAAGGCUUUGUAAUGAAUCGAGUACAAGGUGAUUAUUUUGAAACUCUGCUCUAUAAGAUAUUUGUUUCAAUAGAUGAGCACACUAAUGUUGCAGAGCUUGCAAAUGUCCUCGAGAUAGACUUAUCCCUGGUUAAGAAUGCUGUUUCGAUGUAUUGUCGCUUGGGCUUUGCCCAUAAGAAAGGACAAGUCAUCAAUCUGGAUCAGCUUCAUUCAUCAUGGAAGAAUGUACCAUCCGUGAACAGAUUAAAGAGCACUUUAGAUCCGCAGAAGAUGCUCUUAUCCUGGGACGGUGGGGAGCGACGGAGUCCCGUUCAAGAAGCUUCAUCGGCCACUGACACUGACACGAACAGCCAAGAAGACCCAGCUGACACAGCCAGCGUGAGCAGUCUGAGCCUGUCCACAGGAUACACAAAGCGCAUUGCGUUCCUGUUUGACUCAACUCUUACUGCCUUCUUAAUGAUGGGAAACCUUUCGCCAAACUUGAAGAGUCAUGCCGUCACCAUGUUUGAAGUAGGCAAGCUCUCUGAUGAGUCUCUGGACAGCUUUCUCGUAGAACUGGAAAAGGUUCAGAGCACUGGCGAAGGAGAAGCUCAGAGAUACUUUGAUCAUGCGCUUACUUUGAGAAACACCAUUCUGUUUCUGCGUCAUAAUAAAGACCUAGUUGCACAAACUGCACAGCCAGACCAACCCAAUUAUGGUUUUCCUCUGGAUCUCUUGCGCUGUGAGAGCCUUCUUGGCCUGGACCCUGCAACUUGCAGCAGAGUUCUGAACAAAAACUACACGCUGCUUGUCUCCAUGGCGCCCCUCACCAACGAAAUCCGGCCCGUCAGCAGCUGUACCCCUCAGCAUAUUGGACCAGCUAUCCCAGAAGUCAGUUCUGUAUGGUUUAAACUGUACAUUUAUCAUGUCACGGGACAGGGACCACCAUCUCUUUUACUAUCCAAAGGUACAAGACUCCGAAAACUGCCAGAUAUAUUCCAGGGUUAUGAUCGAUUGCUAAUAACAUCUUGGGGUCAUGAUCCCGGUGUAGUUCCCACGUCAAACGUCCUCACGAUGUUGAAUGAUGCUUUAACACAUUCUGCGGUUUUAAUUCAGGGACACGGUUUGCAUGGGAUAGGAGAAACUGUUCAUAUACCAUUUCCAUUUGAUGAAACAGAGCUACAAGGAGAGUUCACUCGUGGCAGUAUGGGCGUUCAUGAAGCAUUGCAAACGUUAAGAAACAAAGUGGACUUGCAGCACUUCUGUGGCUACGUCACCAUGCUGAAUGCUUCCAGCCAGCUUGCCAGCAGAAAACUCAGUGAUGCUUCUGAUGAGAGAGGAGAACCUGAUUUAGCUUCAGGCUCAGAUGUAAAUGGGAGCACAGAGUCAUUUGAAAUGGUCAUUGAGGAAGCAGCUGUAGAUUCAGCGACAAAGCAAAAUUCUGGUGCCACCACAGAAGCAGACUGGGUUCCUCUUGAGCUGUGCUUUGGAAUUCCACUCUUCAGUUCUGAAUUAAACCGGAAAGUUUGCAGGAAAAUUGCUACACAUGGCCUUUGCAGCAAGGAGAGCCUUCAGAACCUCUUACAUUCCAGUCGAAAACUCUCUCUACAAGUCCUUAACUUUGUUCACUCAUUCCAGGAAGGUGCUUCCACGCUGGAUGUCCACACGGAGCCCGGCUUUGCCAGUUUGCUUUCACAGCCGUCCUGCGCUGACAUGGGCGUUCCGCUUCCUGCCAGAAACUUGGUGUUUAAAGACGGUGUCCUGUCGGAGUGGAGUGGCCGGUCACCGUCCUUGCCCCUCCUGGCUCAUCUCCACCCACAGUAACUUGGUUCCAGCAUCCGUUGCUCACACUUUCUGCCUUUUUCUUUCCCAAUGUUAGCUUUAUGGUAUCAGCCACUAAAAAGCAUCAUGCUGCCGAGUGCAAUUUCUGCUUCACUGAAAUGAGAGUUGGGGACACGGUCCUGUUUUCUGGAGUUUUACGCAUGAUUGCACAUCCUGUUGCAACAACGUGCUUUUUAGCAGCCAGCACUGCAUUUUUUACCUUGAGACAAUCUGCAUUUCUUUUAUAAACUGAGGAUCUACUUUAUAGGCUUUAUGAUGACUGUUCUGUUUAUAAGCAGUCUCUAUGAAUAUGGCAGUAGAAAUUUUAUAUGUUAGUUAUCAGACAUAAAUCUUGUUUAAUUUUAUAUUUUGUUACCUAUACUUUAGGGGAUCAAGGGAAGAGAUGGAACUCUUCCUCUGCAAAGGCCUCUUGGCACUUAAAGCAGUAGAACUCUGACACCGUAAGUGUCCCGUGUCAAAAGACGAUGGGUUGGGUAUUAGGAAUCCCUGCGGACGUCUGGAACUGUGUGUGUCAGCUACGUGGCUGAAGGUGUGCGUCAGCACAGUCAUGUGCCACUCCGCCUUCAUUUGUAAGUCUCAGCUCGGACGGUGACUGUCACUGGCAUCUCAUGAGAAGCUUUAGAAACCUGUUUUAAAACUCUGUUUGUGUGGACUUCUGUUGUCUCUCAUCUGGGCUUUGUGUUUUCACAGAGUCUUCGUGGAAGAAAUCAAAUUUAUCUUCCAUUCUUGUAGCUGCGGCUGCUGCACCUUUGCGCCUGAUUUACCUUUUAAUUCUUAGCUCCGAUGUUUUCAAACCAAGGAUUGUGAUUUUGGGGUAGAAUCACAUAUUAUAAGCAGUAAGUCUAUGUCUUUGGUUCAGAGCACUUCAGUGAUAAGCCUACUUUGAGGACAUAUUCUUAAGCAAUCUGGAUCUUAAAUUUAUGUGAAUACUUUUAUAGCAAAUGAUAAAGAAAAAUGGAGUAAUUUCAAAUUGUUACUUGAGCCACUGAUUCUUUUAGUAUCUCAGAUGUUGAUUAGAAUAAUUGGAAUCACUUUUUAGGCUUUUCAAGUUGCCUUCUUGGGGAGUUUGUGCAGUGUUAUAGCUUAGUUUAGCUCCUCUUAUAGGUAACGGUUUGCUAGUUUAAAAAUGUAACCAAACUAACUGGUCACACAACAUGUAUCUAAAACACUUAAAGUGUCAGAAAAUUCGCAAAUGUUAUGACCUAAACAUUUUUGCUGAUAAUUUUUGUUAUUUAUAGGUAUUUGUGAAUUUAACAUACUUCUGGAAAUAUAUGCCUUUCUUAGAACUAUGACCAUAACCGUACAUUCAAUACCACAGCCUGUCUGUAGAACUGAAUAUUCGGACCAGGUUAUCAGUGGCACAGUCAGUGCUGUGUUUGGGUCAAUGCAGUAAUGUUUAGUUUUCUACUGUGUCUUAUAGAAAGUAGAAACCAUGUGUAUGUUAUGUUUGUCUAUAAAAGGAGAAAUACAUACUAAUAUUAAAAUAAUUUCUUAUGACUGUGAAUCACUCAUUUAUUUUUCCAAUAAUUGAUAUUGUACAUUCCUAGUGCUGUUAGGUAUGUAUGUAAGUAACUUUCACGGUUUUUCAGCUGAAAGUUGAAAAGUCUCUUCUUUGACCAAGGCUCUUUGAUCUUACUUUAAUUUGCUUUCUUUGAAUUAGCUGUAGUUGUGUUAUUUAUUCGUAUAUUAACGGUCUAAACAAACUGUAAUGACAUGUACACUCAUAAAGAAUUGAACAUUUGUAGCUGUUGGCAGUGUGCCCGGUUGUGGGUGCGUUUAAAGCUUCAAAUAGGGAAGUGAUUUGCUGCUGUGUUUCUUUUGAGAGAAAAUGGAGGAACUAGAGCCCGGUAGUGAUCAUGAACUGUAGGGAAAGGGCGGAGAAGCGAGGGUCAGCUCUGGUUCCUUGUGUCGAAUGAGCAAAGAGGACUCCCGAGUCCCAGCUGAAGGCCUCUCCGGCUCUCGGGGGAGGAGCUGCAGGCCGAGAGCUGUCAGCAGCCUGUGGAGGGCCUACGUCUGUGCUUCGCUUUAUGAACUUGGCCUUGUUUUGCUCACGUAGACUCCUGUGGGCUCAUAAGUUUUACAAGUGUUGAUGCGGUUCAACAAAAAGGAAUAUCUAGAAUGCAGACUUUGUCAUUUGCCAAAGAAAAUCCACGAAGCAUUUUUAUCCUGAGGAUGUUGAAGUCGUGUCGUCCGACUUGGGCCAUUCCCUUCCUUCCUUCCCCCACUUCCUUAAUGCAGCUUAAGCCCUGGCAGACUUUUCAGGAAAGUGAACCAGUAUCAGAAAGGACAUAGAGUUGAGUAGGGUACAGUUUCACCUCCUCUGUGGGCCAAAAGAAAUGCAGCUUUGUAUCACUUAAAAUAUCGUCUGAUUUCCUUGAUUUCUUUUUUUAGCUAUGUAAUCAGAUGGUUUUGUACUUGUUUUUCAGGGGAGUAUUGGUUUCUUUUACUUGACGUUUUCGGUUUUCUCUGCCACUCGUGUCUUUUUUAUGUUCAGUGUUUCAAAUGCAAUUUGUAGUUAAAAAAUUUUAAAGUACCAAAACUGUAACUGAGUAUAGUGGAUUGUCCUCUGUUAGGAUGUUAAUAUUAUACAAUGAAAUGUAUAAAGCGUUGUCAAUUUGAUUAUUGACACAUAUAACAUGUUUACAAAUAAAACUGUGGUGUUGAGCAAGUCA
Carlito syrichta (Philippine tarsier) is the source of this 5145-nucleotide messenger RNA. It is a transcript of the gene FAM91A1, whose product is annotated as family with sequence similarity 91 member A1. Gene Ontology annotation, biological process: intracellular protein transport. Gene Ontology annotation, cellular component: trans-Golgi network; cytoplasmic vesicle. The transcript is spliced from 23 exons. Bases 665 to 2455 code for a protein of 596 amino acids. The record is from RefSeq and is a predicted model, not a curated record. Lineage: Eukaryota; Metazoa; Chordata; Mammalia; Primates; Tarsiidae.